This is a messenger RNA of Melanotaenia boesemani (Boeseman's rainbowfish), 5368 nucleotides long. Its product is annotated as semaphorin-3D. The record is from RefSeq and is a predicted model, not a curated record. The coding region runs from base 320 to 2761 and encodes 813 amino acids. NCBI's taxonomy places the organism in Eukaryota, Metazoa, Chordata, Actinopteri, Atheriniformes, Melanotaeniidae. Gene Ontology annotation, biological process: axon guidance; positive regulation of cell migration; neural crest cell migration. Gene Ontology annotation, molecular function: semaphorin receptor binding; chemorepellent activity. The transcript has 19 exons.
CAGUCUGUUUAUAACGUGUGAAGCCUUCAGGUGGUCCGACUCUGAGCUGUCCGCUGCAUCAGGACCGCGGAGGUGGAAUAAACCCGGAGGUCCUCAUCAGGAACUUCUGCUCGAUAAACACGUCCUGGAGGUGUUUUCCAGCUGUACAGGCAGGUACCAGGGUGCCGCCUAGAUCAGGGGCCUCAGGGCUGAACUCUGCCCCAGCUGUGCACCUGCUCUCUACUGACCUGAACGCUACGCUGCCAUUCAGUGUGUGAUGUGACCAGCUGGACGGCCCUUCCUCCAUCAAUCUCUCCACAUCAGUGAAGAUCAACCAGAGAUGACACUGAUUUCUGCUGCCGCCCUGCAGGCAGCAGGAGAACGUAGGACCGGAAGAUCAGGCUUUCUUCAGAUACUGAUGCUGUGUAUCCUCCCGCUGCUGUGGCUGCAGCCUGCAGACUCCAACGCCGCCCCGGACGGCAACACAUGGAGCCAAACAGGGCCGCGGCUGCAGCUGUCCCACACCGAUCUGAGGAAUGGUUCGGCGGUCUUCUGGGAGGGCGGAGUCAGCGGCGGCUACCAGGCAUUGUUGUUGGACGAAGAUCGAGGUUGGCUGCUGGUCGGAGGGAAAGACCACAUCUACCUGCUGAGCCCUGACAGCCUGGAUCUGCCCACACGGACGAUCUACUGGCCGGCUGCCAGAGAACAUGUGGAGCACUGCAGGCUGGCAGGCAAAAGUCUGGAGAGCGACUGUGCCAACUUUGUGCGUCUGCUGCAGCCUUUCAAUAAGACUCAUGUUUAUGCUUGUGGCACUGGCGCCUUCCAUCCACAGUGUACAUACCUCCACCUCGGGCACAACUCAGAAGAGUUCACGUUGUCCCACACAAGGGAGUCAGGAAGAGGAAAAUGUCCCUUCAGCCCCAGAGAGCCCUUCACUGCAAGACUGACUGAUGGUGAACUGUAUGCAGGCACCUCGGUAGAUUUUAUGGGCGCAAAUGCCGCUAUCUUUCGGACGUCAGUCCAAGGCAGCAGUCAGCAUUACAUCCGGACUGAAGCCUACGAUCACAACUGGCUCAAUGAGCCGGAGUUUGUGGGCUCCUUCUCCAUCCCUGACACCCACAGCCCAGACGACGAUAAAGUCUACUUCUUCUUCAAGGAAAAGGCAGUGGAGGCCGACCAAUGGGACAGGAGGGUCUACAGCCGAGUGGCUCGAGUCUGCAAGAAUGAUGUUGGGGGGAAGAGGAGUCUGAUCAACCGCUGGACCACCUUCCUCAAAGCCAGACUGAUCUGUUCUGUCCCUGGUCCAUCUGGAGUUGACACACAGUUUGAUGAGCUAGAGGACAUUUUUGUUCUGGAGACCAAGGAUCCUCAAAACCCAACUAUCUACGGUGUCUUCAGCACAUCCAGCUCGAUAUUCCGUGGUUCGGCUGUGUGCGUGUACUCCAUGGCAUCUAUCCGUGCUGCUUUCAACGGUCCGUUUGCCCAUAAAGAAGGUCCCGACUAUCGCUGGGUGGAGUACAAAGGCCGCAUCCCUUACCCGAGACCCGGAACUUGUCCCAGCGAGACGUACGAUGCUCUGCACAAGUCCACCAAGGACUUCUCAGAUGAGGUGGUGAGCUUCAUGCGGCAGCACCAGCUAAUGUGGGAGCCUGUCCUGCCUCUGGGUGGGAGACCUGUCCUUACCCGAGUCAACUCGCCCUAUACAUUAAAGAAGGUUGUAGUAGACAAGGUGGAAGCUGAAGACGGACCGUAUGACGUCUUACACCUGGGCACAGAUGAUGGGAAGGUGGUGAAGGCGGUGUCAGUCAUUAAAGACAACUGGGAGACAGAGGAGGUGAUUCUGGAGGAGCUGACAGUCUUCCAGAGUCCCAUCCUGAGCAUGGAGCUGUCCACCAAGAGAGAGCAGCUUUACGUGUCCAGUGAUCUUGGCGUGGCCCAGCUGGGGCUGCAGAGGUGCGAGUUUUACGGGGCUGACUGCGCUGAGUGCUGCAUGGCUAGAGACCCCUACUGCUCCUGGGACGGCCAAACCUGCUCCAGAUAUUUCCCCACAAGCAAGAGGCGGGCACGCAGACAGGACGUGAAGUAUGGAGACCCCUGGAGUCAGUGUCCAGUCGUGGCGGAUGAUUUGGACUCGGUGGCUGAGAAGGUGAUGUACGGAGUGGAGGGAAACUCCACUUUUCUGGAGUGCAUCCCUCGGUCGCUGCAGGCUGAGCUCAGGUGGACGGUGCUGCGGUCGGACAGCCAGCAGAGGACUCUCAGUCAGGAAAGCAGACGAGAUGAUGAUGACCGCUCCCUCCACAUGAAGCGGGGGUUGCUGGUUCAACGCCUGGAGCUGAACGACGCCGGCCUCUACACCUGCACCAGCCACGAGCACUCCUACAGUCAGGUCCUGGCUCGGUACCGCGUUCACGUCAUCCCCAACCACAGUCUCCAUCCAGUCCGCUACUCACAGAACCACCCAGGCCUCCUGAUACUGGGCAGGACGGGCCCAGUGGGAGGAGGGGUCUCUGGUUUUCUGGGCCAGGUGGGGGCCCCUCACCCAGCGGCUCCUCUGCCGGGACACAGGAACUCGUGGCUGCCGCAGCAUCCUCAGCAGCUUCCUGUGAGGAGCUACAAAGAUCUGCAGAUGGUGGGGAGCAACAGUCUGAGCGUGGACGAGUACUGCGAGCAGCUGUGGUACCGAGAGAAGCGCCGGCAGCAGAAGCUUCGCACCCUGAAGCUGAAACAGGAGAGCAGGAAAGCCCGGGUGAGGAGGAACAACCCCCCUCAGACCCCCCUGUAGUCUCCUGGAGGACACAGAGACUGUUUAAGGACAGCAGUUCCUGUUCAUGCAGAGGACGAGGACAGGUUACAUCCAGACAAUUUGCUCUUACAGCAAAUACAGAAAAUGCAGUUAACGACACUAUAUCUGCUUUAAAAGAACUAACACUCAUGAAACAGGUUGUUUAUACUGAAUUUCUUCAUUUUUAGUUUUUUUUUAUGUUUUUAGCAACUCUUUGUAUUUUCCAGUCUAAUUAGAUGUGUUUAGAAUAAGACUGUUUCAUAUAUUAAGUCAUAAAUAAGCAGAAAAGUAAAAAAGGGAAGUGACUGCACUUUGUUUUAAAGUCUUCCUGCAGAAUUUCAUUAAUAAUCUAAAUAAAAAAUCAUUUACAUAUUUAGAUGUUUUCAUCCAUAAAAAUGAUCCUUCAUGUGUCAGACUAAUGACAGAGCAUUUGCUGGUGUUAUGGAGAGCCCAGUUUCUCUUCUUUGGUUUCUGAUGUUUAUUCAAGUCUGAAUCAGAAUAUCUUAAAAAAAAAAAAAAAACUGUACAUGAUUAAAUAAAUGCUCAUGUCAAGAUGCUAUCUGCCAGUACAAACAAGCAUUGGUAAUGUUUAAUAAGGUUAUUUUUAACGUUUAUUAACAACUGGCAGGCUAGUAAAACCAAAACUUAUGAUGUGAGUAUAAAGGCCCUCAAAAGCCAUUUUCUUUUUCUUGGUUAAUAAAAAAAAGAAAAUGAUUUUAUUUUAUUAUUAUUAUUUUUGUUUUUUGUAUUUGGAAAGGACCACGUGUUUGAGACAGAAACCUUCUAACAAUUUAUUUUAAAAGGUUCCUAAUUUACUAUAACUUUAUCUUGUGGGUGAAUUAUAGAGAUGCUUUCAACAAUCAUCUGUGUAAUCUGUUUGAAUUUGAGGGGAAGCGAGAAAAUUAUUAACAACAAAUUUUGUUAGGAUGAGUUUCCUUGAAAAUUUGGAACAAACAUAAAUAUUAUAAGACUUUAAACCAGGUUUUAGAGUUAGUCAUACUAGAGUCCUGAAGCAGUAAUCAGAUUUAAUUAUUUACUUGUGAUGUACUAAUAUUCUCUACACUGCAGCUGUUUUAUGUCUUUUCUACACAAACUGCAGCUCUGUGCAAAAGUCUUGAGACACUGAGUUUUUAUAUUCGAUCCAGUAAAACAAGCUCAGCAAUUUACUGAAACAUGCAAACAAAUCGUUAGCAUUACAGCAUAAUUCCCAAAGUCAUGUUUUAAGUUUUUCUGAAAUGUUGAUUCACAGUGAAUCAGUGCUGUUAGGAGAGAAGUUGGGCAGAAAUCACAAUUUGGCUGAAAUAUGACUGAAGCAAUUUUUUAGGUUAACAAAAUGUAAAUAUGAGGCAAAGUGGUCUGAACCCUCCUACUCACGCUUUCUGCUAUUACUUUAAGUAGUCUUCAGGAAUAGUUCUCCUUGAAUGACUCCCUAAAGCUCUUCUUUGGAUGUUUCUGCCUUUUGUUCCGUUCUCUGUCCAGAUGAUCCCACACUGCUGCACUAACGUUCAGGUCUGGGCUCUGGGGAGGAGUCAUCCCCCCAUCAGACCUGUUACUGAUUUUCAGUCCAGUUCUUGUGUCAUGGGACAUACCUCAGCCUUUUCUCCCUGUUUCCCUUCCUCAAGAAUGACUUCUUGAAAGUUCUUCCAUGGAAACCAUUUCUAAGGAGGAUUCAGCCAACAGUAGAUGGACUAAAGGUCCAGAUGCAUCUCUUGGGUCCUGGUUCAGGUCUUUGCUGGAUCUGUUCCUGUCUCUUCAGGACAUCACUUUCAGAUUGUUCAUCUGCUGUAGAUCGUUUUUUAGUUCUUCUUCUGUUGUCCUUCUCUGGUCCUGUUUCUUGAAAUGUUUUAAGGACACACUGCACAUCAUGCUGAGAUGUGCCACGUUUUCAGCUGUUUGGGAAUCACCUCGUUGCUGCAGAAAUUCCAUUUUCUGUCUGUCAAACUGUGGUAUCUUUGCUGUGUGAAGAGAUGCAACUACUUCUUAGCCAUCUGUCAUCCUUCGGGGUUGGAGCUUUUUAACUGUUUGAAUGAUUUAUAGGUCAGAGUUAAGUGGCUUAAAGAAGAAAAUUCUCCAAAAAUGGUUGAGUACAAAGACUGGACUGAAAAUGAGCUGAAAAAGUCGGGACUUCUUCUCAGUACGUUACGAAAUCAAAUCUUCCGUUUUGUAGGGCCCAACAGCAGAGGUAAAAUUACCUUCAAAUUCUUUGUUUAAUUACCAUGCAGGUGGAAAUGUUUGAGGAUCUCACACAGACACAUAUUUAUGCUGUAAGUUACUGACAGAAGAUUAAACAGGACAAGUGUUUCACAUUUAACUGUACUUAACUAAAACAUUUUUUCUUACAUGUAUGUAUGUUUGUCUGGGCAUCAUGAUGUGAUAUGGGCCUGCUUGAAAUAUUAUGUAAAGCUCUUUCACAUCCAUGUAUAUUGAAGAACUUUAUUUUUGAUAGAUUAUUUGUUUUUUGUCAGUUUAUAUUACCUUAUAAUCUGUAUUUUAAUUUUUACUACACAACUCUGAUAAGCUUUGAGAUCAAGAGUAACGACGUCUUUACUGUAUGUGAAUAAAUCACAACUCAUAACUUACAUUUUCAAUAAAUGGAAUAAAAACAUA